Messenger RNA from Gekko japonicus, 1899 nucleotides. It is a transcript of the gene HNF1A, whose product is annotated as HNF1 homeobox A. NCBI's taxonomy places the organism in Eukaryota, Metazoa, Chordata, Lepidosauria, Squamata, Gekkonidae. Gene Ontology annotation, cellular component: nucleus. The record is from RefSeq and is a predicted model, not a curated record. Gene Ontology annotation, molecular function: DNA-binding transcription factor activity, RNA polymerase II-specific; RNA polymerase II cis-regulatory region sequence-specific DNA binding. Gene Ontology annotation, biological process: regulation of transcription by RNA polymerase II; insulin secretion; liver development. The coding region runs from base 1 to 1899 and encodes 632 amino acids. The transcript has 10 exons.
AUGGUCUCAAAACUGACUCAUCUUCAGGUGGAACUGCUGGGAGCGCUACUGGAAUCAGGGCUAAGCAAGGAGACUCUUAUUAAAGCCCUGAGUGAGGCAGACCCCUACAGUGAGAGCCAACGGCCCAUCAACACAGCCCAAGCAGACAAACAGGAAACCUGUGCAGAAAUCCCGGUUCUUACCAAUGGAAUGGGGGAGUCUAGGAUGUCCGAAGACGAAACAUCUGAUGAUGGAGAAGACUUCACUCCUCCAAUAAUGAAGGAACUAGAAAAUUUGAACCCAGAGGAGGCUGCACACCAAAAAGCGGUGGUGGAAAGAUUAUUACAAGAGGAUCCCUGGAGGGUAGCUAAGAUGGUGAAGUCCUACCUACAGCAGCACAAUAUCCCCCAACGAGAGGUAGUUGACACCACGGGCUUGAAUCAAUCCCACCUCUCACAGCAUCUCAACAAGGGCACUCCCAUGAAGACUCAGAAGAGAGCUGCCCUCUACACCUGGUACGUCCGCAAGCAGCGAGAGGUGGCCCAGCAAUUUACACAUGCCGGCCAGGGUAUCAUGGUGGAAGACUCCAUGGGAGAUGACCUACCGACCAAGAAAGGGAGAAGGAAUCGCUUCAAGUGGGGCCCAGCUUCACAACAAAUCCUCUUUCAAGCCUAUGAGAGACAGAAGAAUCCUAGCAAAGAGGAACGAGAAGCAUUGGUGGAGGAGUGCAAUAGGGCAGAGUGCAUUCAGCGAGGUGUCUCCCCUUCCCAGGCCCAAGGGCUGGGCUCAAACCUGGUGACUGAAGUGAGAGUUUACAAUUGGUUUGCCAACCGACGGAAGGAGGAGGCUUUCCGGCACAAGCUAGCCAUGGACAGCUAUAGCGGCUCACAGCCCAACUCUGCUCCCACCUUGACUGCGCACAGCUCAUCCUCCCUCCAACCAGCUGCACCUCUCUCGCCAAACAAGGUCCACGGUGUGAGGUACAAUCAGCAGCCUGUCAGUGAGACGGAUUCAUCUAAUGGCAACCAACAUGGGGGGAACAAUUCCAUUGUGACCACUCAAACCAUCCUGCACCAAGCCUCUUCCCCUGGUCUGUGUUCAGCUGGAUCUGGCUCCGUUUCAGAUACUAAGCUGAUCUCUGUUCCGGGGGGCUCUCUUCCUCCUGUUAGUACCCUGACGGCCUUGCACAGCUUGGAGCAAAACCCCCAUGCAUUGAGCCAGCAAACCCAGAAUCUCAUAAUGGCAUCGCUUCCCGGAGUGAUGGCGAUUGGACCAGGAGACACGUCUUCAUUAGCACCAGCAUUCCCUAAUACAGGAACCUCCACAUUGGUAAUCGGCCUGGCCUCCACCCAAGGCCAGAGUGUCCCUGUGAUCAACAACAUGGGGAGCAGCCUCACCACCCUUCAGCCCGUCCAGUUCUCCCAGCAGCUGCAUCCAUCUUACCAGCAACCUAUUAUGCAACAAGUCCAAAGCCAUCUCAACCAGAGUCCAUUCAUGGCCACCAUGGCCCAGAUCCAGACUCCUCAUGCUCUGUACAGCCACAAGCCUGAGAUGACCCAGUAUACCCACACCGGCCUUUUGCCACAGACCAUGGUGAUAACGGACACAGCCAAUCUCAGUGCACUGACCAGCUUGACGCCAACCAAACAGGUGUUUACAUCAGACUCUGAGACCCACGCAGAGACUGGCAUCCACACGCCGCCAGCACAAGCCUCAACCAUCCACUUACAAAACCAAGAGGCCGCCAUCCAGCACCUUCCGCCAAGCCACCGUCUCUCCUCUAGUCCUGCAGUCUCCUCCAGCAACCUGGUACUUUACCAGACCUCUGACUCCACCAACAGUCACAGCCACUUGCUACCAUCAACUCAUGGUGUUAUAGAGACUUUCAUCUCAACACAGAUGGCAUCCUCCACUCAGUAA